Messenger RNA from Malaya genurostris, 504 nucleotides. RefSeq lists its product as uncharacterized. The transcript has 2 exons. Lineage: Eukaryota; Metazoa; Arthropoda; Insecta; Diptera; Culicidae. Bases 117 to 410 code for a protein of 97 amino acids. The record is from RefSeq and is a predicted model, not a curated record.
AAUCGCUUUAUUGUGAACAUGAAGUAUAAAACGUCCAGUGGGAUGAUGCCGAUUAUCAGUCAUAAUCAAUAUUUGAACUGCAGUCAGCACGUUUCCGCCGGAAGAUCGUCACCAAAAUGUUCAAGAUUAUUUGCCUGUUCGUUAUCAUUGCCAUCGCCUCGGGGUCAGCGCGACCAAACCCAAAGCCGGACAUAAUUACGUACAGUGCCCCGGUGCUGGCCGCUGACCCGGACAUCGUUGUUACUAGUGAUUACGUUGCUCCCGUAGCCACCGUGUACGAGCAGACGUUCCAUGGCGAUGUGGCCCCGCUGAUCGCUGCCUAUUCAACACCGUACUUGACCGCUCCGUUGGUGUAUUCGCCGUACGAGUCGGUUGUUGCCCUCGCUCCAGGAACUGUUCUGCUUAAGUAGAGCUUUGGGUUUUCCUGGAUUAUGUGAUCUUACUCGAUUUUUUUUCUACUUACGAUUACUGUUAAAUAGUACAAUAAAACGUGGCUGAGAUUUA